This is a messenger RNA of Sturnus vulgaris (Common starling), 5265 nucleotides long. The record is from RefSeq and is a predicted model, not a curated record. NCBI's taxonomy places the organism in Eukaryota, Metazoa, Chordata, Aves, Passeriformes, Sturnidae.
UUUGAGUUUGUCUGUGAAAGUUCAUAGUAUUUUUCAUUCUACAGGUGUACGGAUGCUGGAUGGAGAUGUGACAGAUAUGGUAGAGGCAAAGUCUCUGAGCCUUAAUCCUCAGCACAUCCACAUUUACAGUGCUAGCUGGGGGCCUGAUGACGACGGUAAGACUGUGGAUGGACCCGCUUCUCUGGCACGUCAGGCCUUUGAGAAUGGCAUCAGAAUGGGACGAAGAGGCUUAGGUUCAGUCUUUGUUUGGGCAUCUGGAAAUGGUGGAAGAAGUCGAGACCACUGCUCCUGUGAUGGCUACACCAACAGCAUCUACACUAUCUCCAUAAGCAGCACAGCUGAAAGUGGAAAAAAGCCGUGGUAUCUGGAAGAAUGUGCGUCCACACUAGCUACAACAUACAGCAGUGGAGAAUCCUAUGACAGGAAAAUAAUUACUACGGACCUGAGGCAGCGUUGCACAGACAGCCAUACUGGAACCUCAGCCUCUGCACCUAUGGCUGCAGGCAUCAUUGCCCUGGCACUGGAAGCAAAUCCAUUUCUGACCUGGAGAGACGUACAGCACAUUAUUGUCAGAACUUCACGUGCAGGACAUCUGAAUGCUAAUGACUGGAAAACCAAUGCAGCUGGUUAUAAGGUGAGCCACCUUUAUGGAUUUGGACUUAUGGAUGCUGAAGCAAUGGUGACAGAAGCAGAAAAGUGGACAACGGUGCCUCCACAGCAUGUGUGUGUGGAAAACACAGAUCGGCAAAUCAAAACAAUACGACCUGACAGCAUUGUCCGUUCAAUUUACAAAGCCACUGGCUGUUCAGAUAAUCCUAACCACCAUGUGAUCUACUUGGAGCAUGUUGUUGUGCGUAUCACUAUUACUCACCCUCGACGUGGAGACUUGGCAAUUUACCUAACCUCUCCUUCCGGAACUAGGUCACAGCUCUUGGCCAACAGGCUAUUUGAUCAUUCCAUGGAAGGAUUCAAAAACUGGGAGUUUAUGACUACUCACUCUUGGAGUGAAAAAGCAGCAGGUGAUUGGAUCUUGGAAAUCUGUGACACUCCAUCUCAGCUGAGAAAUUUCAAGACUCCAGGCAAAUUGAAAGAAUGGUCCUUAGUACUCUAUGGAACAUCCAUCCAGCCUUACUCACCAAGAAAUGAUUUUUCCAAAGUGGAAAGAGUACGCUCUAGUCCAGCUGAAGACCCUACAGAAGAUUAUACAACAGAUGACUAUUCAGGUCCCUGCAAUGCAGAAUGCAGUAAAGUAGGGUGUGAUGGGCCUGGACCAGAUCAUUGUACUGACUGUCUGCACUAUUACUACAAAUCUAAAAACAACACAAGGAUCUGUGUUUCGACCUGCCCACCUGGUCACUACAAUGCAGACAAGAAACGAUGUAAAAAAUGCUCACCCAAUUGUGAAACCUGUGUUGGAGGCCAUAAUGACCAGUGCAUGACCUGUAAAUCUGGCUACUACCUGAACGAAGUAACCAAUAGCUGUAUUACCAACUGCCCUGAUGGGUUUUACCUGGAUAAGAAUAAGAUUGUUUGUCGAAAAUGUAGUGAAAACUGCAAGACCUGUGUUGAAUUCCAAACCUGCACAGAAUGCAGACAUGGCCUAAGUUUGCAUGGCACCAGAUGUGCUAUCCGCUGUGAAGAAGGAAAAUACCAUAAUGGCAGAGAAUGUGAACCAUGCCACCGUUCCUGUGCAACGUGUGCAGGUGCUGGAGUAGAUGCCUGCAUAAACUGCACACAGGGUUACUUUAUGGAAGAUGGAAGAUGUGUGCAGUCCUGCAGUAGUGGUUAUUACCUUGAUCACUCCACUGAAAGCGGAUACAAAAGCUGCAAAAGGUGCGAUGCCAGCUGUUUGGAUUGCAGUGGCCAAGGAGACAGAAACUGUACAAGCUGUCCAAAUGGCUAUAACCUAGACACUGGUGUCUGUGUCAUUGGAACAGUAUGCAAGGAUGGGGAAUAUCUUGAUGAUUCCCAAGAAUGCCAGUUGUGUGAUAUAUCCUGUCAGAAAUGCAUUGGACCUGAGUCAGACAAUUGCAUCAGCUGCCCACCCACAAGAUUCUUUGAUGAUGGCUGCUGUGUUAAGCAAUGCCCCAGAGGAAAGUUUGAAUUCAAACAACAAUGUCACUUGUGCCAUCACACCUGCCUGGACUGCAAUGGUAGUGAACCUAACAAAUGCACCACUUGUGGAACAGACAGAAGAGGGAUGGAACGUUUCCUGUAUCAUGGGGAGUGCAGAGAUCACUGUCCUCCAGGUCACUACCACUUGAACCACACCUGUGUGCCUUGCCCUGACCACUGUAAGGUGUGCCUGAACUCCAGCCAUUGCAAAAGAUGUUUCAGAGGCUACUACCUUACUCAAAAUGUGUGUCAGAAGCACAGCUGUAGAGAAGGUAAAGUGGAAGAUCCUGACUCUGAAGACUGCAUACCAUGUUCAGAUGGAUGCCAGAACUGCAAACCAGAUGAUCCAAGAAUCUGUAUAACAUGCAUUCAAAACUAUUAUAGGUAUAAGCAGCGUUGCUAUAAAUACUGUCCAGAAAAUACCUACGGAGAUGAAAGUUCUUGGCAGUGUAGAGACUGUCCUAGCAACUGUGAUAACUGUGACAACGAUGGGUGUGACUCAUGUAAGGAAGGCUUUUAUCUCUCAGAUGGUGCCUGUGUGAAUGAGUGUGGAAAUGGCUUUUUCGUUGAUCACAUCUCCAGAGAAUGUGAGCCUUGCCACAGGAGCUGUGCAACCUGUGCUGGGUACAGUUACAAGAGCUGUACUGCAUGCAGAAACGGUUUCCAGCUAUCUCAUGGACAGUGCCUGAAACCAAGAAAUUCUCUGCCAGCUGGGAACUUCUGGAGUUAUGGAAGUAGAAAAUUGCUGUCCUGUAACUCUUCGUGUAUGACCUGUGAGAAAUCUGCUGAUGUGUGUACUUCAUGUCUAGAAGGAAAAUUUCUUAUCCAUGAUACCUGUGUUUCUCUGUGCCCUCCAAAAUAUUUUGGCAACGUUGCAAGUGGAAAGUGUGAGAUGUGCGGGGAUGACUGUGAGGUGUGCUCUGACCAGUGGCACUGUCAGAAGUGUCAGGCUGAACAGAAGCAGCUGCUCUUCCUCCACAAAGGCAGAUGUUUACAGGAGUGCCCUGAGGGAUAUUUUAAUGAUUCUGAGACUUGCAAGGAAUGCAGUGGAUCCUGUAAGACAUGCAUAGGAAAUGCAACUCAAUGCCUGUCCUGUAAACGUCCUUUGCUUCUGGAGCACUCGAAAUGUAAAUCUACUUGUUCAGAGAAGCAUUUUGCCUUUGAAGGAAUCUGCAAACAUUGCCCUAAAAUGUGUCAGGAAUGUAUUCAUGAUGAAAUAUGCACAGAGUGUACGGACGAGUUUUUCCUGCACGAGGGGAAGUGUGUGCAGGAAUGCCCUUCACACUUCUACCCUGAAGACAAGCACUGCUUUCCCUGCCACAUGGACUGCAAGGACUGCAAUGGGCCUCAUUCUGAUGACUGCACAGCAUGCACUUUCGGCUUGUUUGUCCUCUACAACGGCAUGUGUUUUGAAGAGUGCCCUGAGGGGAGUUACUAUGAAGAAGCCACCAAAGACUGCCAAGCAUGCCAAAGGACAUGCCAGACUUGUUCUUCCACUGCCUGCCUAACUUGCAGAAAUGGAUGGAUAUUGAACCAUGAUGGGCACUGCAUGUUACCUGGAUACUGCUCUCCCACUGAGUACUACAUUGAGGAAACUCAGACUUGCAAAUCCUGCCACAAGAAGUGCUUCCAGUGCUCAGGACCCACUGAACACCACUGUCUCAGCUGUGCAAAUAACCGAUAUCUUCUCAAUAGAACCUGUGUUGAAACAUGCCCAGAUGGAUAUUAUGAAGAUAGCACGGAGGGGCAGUGUUCUGCAUGCCACAGCACCUGUGGCACUUGCACUAGAAAACACAGCUCACAGUUUUGCCUUUCCUGCAAACUGGGUUGGUACAGACAAGGAAAAGGAUGUGUAACCCAAUGUCCAGAAGGAUAUUUUGCACAAAAUUCUACAGGAUCAUGUGAGAGAUGCCACAAGAGUUGUAAGGAGUGUAUGGGGCCUCAACCCACAGACUGCCUUUCCUGUAAUACGUAUUUCUACCUGCUGCGCUCCACGAACGAAUGUGUUAGCUCUUGUCCUCAGUACUACUAUGAAAACAAGGACAACAACAUCUGUGAGAGAUGCCACUCUUCCUGUUUAACUUGUGAAGGGAAAGGAGCAUUCAGCUGCACAUCUUGUGUAUGGAGCUACAGUUUAUUAAAUGGAAUGUGCAACUCAGACUGUUUUGUAGGUGAAUACAAAGUCCAGGAGACACCAGGACAAAAGGAGAACAAACCCAAGUGUGAGAGAUGCGACAGCUCAUGCACUGAGUGCAAGGGACCUGGUCCUCUCAACUGCACAGUCUGUCCAGCCAGCAUGCAGCUCUUCCUGGAGGAAAGCCGCUGCCUGCCCUGCUGCAGCAACACUGACCCAGCAGAAACCCCAGAGUGCUGUGACUGCAGUUACACACAAGAUGACUGUGUAUUACAGACAACUCUACUUCCUGGGCGAAAAAGCAAAACUACUUUCUUUGUUAUCACUUGCAUUUUACUUCUGCUUGUCAUCGGAGCCAUUGUAUUCAUCUGGAGAAAGGCACAAACCAAAACCCAGCCUGUCAAUAAAGGACGGUAUGAGAAGUUGACAAAUCACUCCAAAACCUUUCCUUCCUCUGUAAGCAACUACCACAAGAGUCCCAGUUACCAUGACAAUCAAGUGAUUGAAUACAGAGAUAGAGAUUAUGAAGAUGAUGAUGAUGAAGAUGACAUUGUAUACAUGGGCAAGGAUGGCACAAUUUAUCACAAAUUUAAAUAUGGACUUUUGGAGGAUGAUGAGGAAGAUGAACUGGAAUAUGAUGAUGAAAGUUAUUCAUUUAGAUAACUUUUUACUAAUUAACUAACAGUAAAUUAGCCCUACAGUUUUUCCUACAAAAUUAUAUCUAUUUAGUUAAUGUAUUUAGUUACUUGAUAGCAUCCUGACCUCUAAUUUUUUUGUUAUUAGUUAUUGUAAAAGAAUAAUAAUUUCUAGAAACAUUUUUUUCUAAAUAAAUUUUUUCUAGGUUUUUAAGUAGCAUUCCAAAUAUAAUCUGGUUAAGAGACAAAGUUUCUAUGCAUUGGUGUGGAGAAUAAUCCUUUCCCAAUAUGUAUUUGUGUAACUAACACAAAAUUUUCUUCAAAUCUUUUUGGAGAACCCUGCCAAUCACUACUAGAAAUGUGAUAAGCAAGACGGGUGUA